AUGAGAGAGAUCUCCGCGGACGAACACGAGCCGGACUCGUCCUGGCGCUGCAGUGAGAACUGCCGCUGCUCGAGCAACAACACCGCUGGAGCACCUCCACCCCAGACCCGGCGCUGCUGCUACUGCCCUCUCCAUUCAGCGGAGAGCUCCUGGGUAGGGGAGGAAUGCGUGAAGGACGCCUUCUUCCGGAAGUUAUACUGCGGAGAUGCACUGGAGGGGUUCUUCCCAGAGCAGGGGAGGGGUGCUGGAGAAGCGAGGCCGGCCUCCCCGCUUAGAGAAGAGGGGGGAGCAGGGAAGACAGAGACGCAGGAGCACCGGGUGAGGACCAAGUCCGCUCCGUCCGCGCUGGGCUCACCAGCCCGGAGCGCCGGGGUUUCCAGCGCCCACCCCAAGCCCGAGAGAGGCCCGCAAGGACCCUCCCUGGGGUCUCCGGAGGACGUGCAGCCUGCUGCCAGCUUGAUCUUAGACCCUGGCCCCCAGACUGCGGGGCGAUAA
Molecule: messenger RNA, 495 nt
Organism: Rangifer tarandus platyrhynchus (Svalbard reindeer)
Lineage: Eukaryota; Metazoa; Chordata; Mammalia; Artiodactyla; Cervidae
Source: the annotation of a GenBank genome assembly